UGAUCAUUUCCGCACAAGGAGGAAACCGAGUUGGUCGGGUCGCAGUUGCUUGUUGUUGUUUCUCACUUGUCGUUUAACAUGGUUUGACGAAGCAAGUUGUUUUCGGGAACAAGCUGCUAAUAUCAUGGGGAAGAAAGAUAGGGGAGAUCGGGAGAGGAAGUCUUCUAAGAAGCGUGUGUAUGACGAAGAGGAGUAUGAGGAGGAGGCGAUGGGCAGUGAGUCCCAGGAGACCAUCCCUGCAGCGGCCGGUAAAACGGUGGAUGAGUCGGCCAUCAAGCUGGACGAGUACGGGGCUAAAGACUACCGGCUGCAGAUGUUGCUGAAGAACGACCACGGAUCACGACCUCUCUGGGUGGCUCCAGAUGGACACAUCUUCCUGGAAGCCUUCUCUCCGGUAUAUAAGUAUGCCCAGGACUUCCUGGUAGCCAUAGCAGAGCCAGUGUGUCGUCCGGUCCACGUUCAUGAGUACAAGCUGACAGCCUACUCCCUCUACGCUGCUGUGAGCGUCGGUCUACAGACCUCAGACAUCGUGGAGUAUCUCCAGAAACUCAGCAAGACAUCUGUACCGGACGGCAUCGUGCAGUUCAUCAAGCUCUGCACUGUGAGCUACGGCAAGGUGAAGCUGGUGCUGAAACACAACCGGUACUUUGUGGAGAGUGCGUUCCCAGAGGUGAUCCAGCGUCUUCUUCAGGACAGUGUGAUCAGAGAUUGUCGUCUCCGAACCGCAGAGGGAACAGACACCGAGCUCAUCACUGAGGUCGUACACAGCAAGUCAGCGAUCUCUAAGUCCCUCCAGGACAACGGAGCAGGGGCCUCCACGUCAGCAGGGGCCCCUGAGGGCCAGACGCCAGGAGCCACCCAGGUACCAGAGGACAUAUUCAGCUACUAUGAACAGAUGGACAAGGAGGAAGAGGAGGAGGAGGAGACGCAGACCGUGUCCUUCGAGAUCCGACAGGAGAUGAUUGAAGAGCUUCAGAAGAGGUGUAUUAAUAUGGAAUAUCCUCUACUGGCGGAGUACGACUUCCGCAACGACACGGUGAACCCUGACAUCAACAUGGACCUGAAGGCCACCGCUGUACUCAGGCCUUACCAGGAGAAGAGCCUCCGCAAGAUGUUUGGUAACGGCCGAGCCCGCUCGGGAGUCAUCGUACUACCUUGUGGUAAGAGGGAGGGGGAGAGAGGG
This is a messenger RNA of Oncorhynchus kisutch (coho salmon), 1183 nucleotides long. RefSeq names its product general transcription and DNA repair factor IIH helicase subunit XPB. Lineage: Eukaryota; Metazoa; Chordata; Actinopteri; Salmoniformes; Salmonidae. Gene Ontology annotation, molecular function: 3'-5' DNA helicase activity. Gene Ontology annotation, biological process: nucleotide-excision repair; transcription initiation at RNA polymerase II promoter. Gene Ontology annotation, cellular component: transcription preinitiation complex; nucleotide-excision repair factor 3 complex; transcription factor TFIIH holo complex. The transcript is spliced from 7 exons. The annotation marks the transcript as partial. The record is from RefSeq and is a predicted model, not a curated record.